Osmerus eperlanus (European smelt) is the source of this 2679-nucleotide messenger RNA. It is a transcript of the gene tgfbi, whose product is annotated as transforming growth factor, beta-induced. NCBI's taxonomy places the organism in Eukaryota, Metazoa, Chordata, Actinopteri, Osmeriformes, Osmeridae. Gene Ontology annotation, molecular function: cell adhesion molecule binding. Gene Ontology annotation, cellular component: extracellular matrix. Bases 52 to 2088 code for a protein of 678 amino acids. The transcript has 17 exons. Gene Ontology annotation, biological process: extracellular matrix organization; cell adhesion. The record is from RefSeq and is a predicted model, not a curated record.
CGCGGACUCGUCUUGUGCGUGUAAGGAGGCGGAAAAGUGGGAAACGCCAAGAUGAAGAACUUAACUUUGCUCGCUUUGGCACUCACCUUGAUUGCAACGAUUUGUGUUGCAAAGUCGCCCUAUCAAUCAGUUGUUCAACACAGUAGAAUAAGAGGCCGACCACAUGGACCGAACGUUUGUGCGAUGCAAAAGAUUCAGGGGACCGACAAGAAGUACUUCACCAACUGCAAGCAGUGGUACCAUCGCAAAGUCUGCGGCAAGGCAACGGUGAUCAGCUAUGAGUGUUGCCCUGGCUAUGAAAAGGUCCCAGGAGAAAAAGGUUGUCCUGCAGCCUUGCCUCUGUCCAACAUCUACAACACCCUGGGCGCGGUGGGAGCUGCCACGACCCAGAUGUACUCUGACAGGGCCGAUCUGAGGGAGGAGAUAGAGGGACCUGGUAGCUUCACCUUCUUUGCCCCCAGCAAUGAGGCCUGGGCCGCCCUUCCCACCGAAAUCCUUGAUGCUCUGGUGAGCAAUGUCAACAUUGAGUUGCUCAACGCGCUGCACUACCACAUGGUCAACCGUCGUUUGACCUCAGAGGAACUCAAGCACGGCUCUGCCUUCUCCUCCAUGUACCAGGACUUUAAUGUCCACAUUCACCACUAUCCCAAUGGAAUUGUCACAGUGAACUGUGCCCGCUUGAUAAAGACCGAUCAGCAUGCCACCAACGGCAUUGUUCAUGUGGUGGACCGGGUCAUCACAGCCAUCACCAACAACGUGCACACAUUCCUCGACACGGACGAUGAUCUGGAGACUCUUCGUACUGCUAUUGCUGCUGCUGGGCUGACUGCCAUGCUUGAGUCGGAUGGUCAUUACACAGUGUUUGCUCCCACCAACGAGGCCUUUGAGAAGAUCCCCCCCGAGAUGCUCAACAGAAUCUUGGGAGACCCGGUGGCUCUGAAAGACUUGCUAAACUACCACAUCCUGAAGAACAUGCAAUGCUCAGAGGCCAUCAUGACAGGGACCCCAAUGGAGACCCUGCAGGGCACCAUGCUGGAGGUUGGCUGCGAGGGAGAUGAGAUGACCCUCAAUGGCAAGGCCAUCGUCCAGAAGAAAGAUCAGUUGGGCACAAACGGAGUCAUCCACUACAUCAACGAGUUGCUCAUCCCAGACUCAGCCAAGACCCUGCUGGAGCUUGCCCAGGGAUCCGCUGUGACCACGGCAACCAAGCUGUUUGUUGAUGCUGGUCUCAGUUCCCACCUUACCGGCUCUGAGGCCCUCACCAUGCUGGCUCCACAGAAUGAGGCUUUCAAAGGUAGCUUAUCAAUGACUGGCCCAAUGAAGAAACUGAUGACAAACCAUAUUCUGAAAAACCAGCUUUCCUCAAAAAGCCUGUACCACGGACAGUUGCUGGAGACCCUGGGAGGAAGCAAGCUAAGAGUCUUCGUCUACCGCCAUAAUCUGUGCAUUGAGAAUGCCUGCAUUGCCGCACAUGAUAAGACUGGUCGUUUCGCAACCAUGUUCACUGUGGACAAGGUUCUGACUCCUCCCAUGGGAACUGUCAUGGAUGUGCUGAAAGCCGAUGAUCAGUUCAGUCUGCUGGUGGGUGCCAUUCAGACUGCAGGUCUGACAGAGUUGAUGAACCAGCCAGCAUCCCACACAGUCUUCGCUCCCACCAACAAAGCCUUCAGCGCCCUGCCACCGGCAGACCUCAACAAACUCAUGGGGAACAAACAGGAGUUGGCCAAAGUUUUGAAGUACCACAUUGGAGAGGAGCUCCUGGUCAGUGGAGGGGUGGGGUCCCACAACAGAGUCAAGACUCUGCAGGGAGACAAGCUGGAGCUGGGCAUGCGUAACUACACCGUGUACGUCAACAAGGUUCCGGUCAUCCAGGCCGACCUGAUGGCCACCAACGGGGUCGUCCAUGCUGUUGAAUCCAUCAUCAAGCCCCUGCCACCGAAGGUUGACAGGGAACAAGCCGAUGGGCCUGUUGGCAAAGUCAGACUUGCCUCUGCUUCAAGAAUCGACUCCCAGGUGUUCAAAAACGAUGACCUUUUCCAGAAGGUGAUGAAAAGUCAUUCCAGUAGGACAAUGACUCGCGUCCAGUAAAGCCCAGUAAAUUAAGACCACACACAUUUGCAAUGACGUGAUGAUUAUUCCUGUUGUUAAUGGAAUAUGUUCUCAUCUUGAACUCUUAAAGGGUCAUCAACCUAAUGAUUUUGUCAAAAAUUGUCAACUAGUUUGUCAUAACCCAGUACUAGGUGAAAACAGAAAUGAAAUAUUUUCAUGGAAUAUGUUGUACAAUUGCUUUCAUAUACAAGUGGCCAAUAUUUGGAUUUGAAUAGCUGUAUCCUUUUUAAACCAAAAAAAUGAACAAAUAGAGCCAUUUUUAUUAUGGCCAAGAUAAAAAAUUCCAGAGAAGAAUUCUCUCAGAAAUGUAUACUGUGUUUUGUUUUGAUAUACAUGUAGCAUGUUUGCAUGGUAUGAGCUGGAGUAACCCAAAAAAUUGGACACACGCAACUGGAGAAUACUUUCAGAAAAAGUGGUUCUCACAUCAUUUUUGUUAAACUGUUAAAUCUGUUGAAAAUGGACUCAUAUGCAAAUCACACACAUUCAAUUUGUAACAUAAUGUAGCAAUAUAUUUUUUGUGGAACCAAAGAUCAAUGUCUGCACAUUUCUAAAUAAAAUGUUCAUUUUGUA